UCAUCGAGAAUUCAAUAAACAGAGAGAACGCAAUUUGGCAGGAGAAUUAGGGCUGAGAGAGAGAGGACGCAGUGUGGGCGGGUUAAGAAACACGGAGAGGGAGGGGACAUCAGCGUUACAUUCACAUCGUUUUUGCCCCUUCAUGCGACGUCUGCCGAAAACAAGGACAUCGGUAUUGAGAUACUAUCCGUUCGUAUCAGUCUUGCAUCAAACUGAAGCGUGCACAUUUGAGCAUAUUCAAUAGAUCUGUAUAUGAAAUUCCGUUACCUGCGCUUUAGAUAUUUUUGCGUCGGAGGAGGAUAGCUGAGCUGCAGAGGCGCGGAUGCUACGAGGGUAGCGUUGGGUACCAGAACACCUCACACUCAGCACGAUGGACAGAAUGAGUUUUCUGUCCUUCCUCCUCCUUUGCUUGACUUCAGUUGCCAAUGGCAACAAAGCCAAUAAGCACAAGCCAUGGAUCGAGACGGAGUACCAGGGUAUCGUCAUGGAGAAUGACAACACCGUUCUUCUCAACCCACCACUGUUCGCCCUGGAUAAAGAUGCUCCACUGCACUAUGCAGGUGAGAUCUGUGGCUUCCGGGUGCACAAUGGGCCCACGGGAUCCAGUUCGGUACAGUUUGAGGCGGUGGUUCUGGACCGCUCGACAGGGGAGGGCCUGGUCCGCUCUAAAGAGCCCCUGGACUGUGAGAGCCAGCGGGAGCACAGCUUCACCAUCCAGGCCUAUGACUGUGGAGAGGGCCCCGAUGGAGCCAACAGCAAGAAGUCCCACAAGGCUACGGUGCAUGUACGUGUGAAUGACGUAAACGAGUUCUCCCCAGUGUUCGUGGAGCGUCGCUAUGAGGCCUCCGUCCCAGAAGGCCGUCUGUUCGACCGCAUCGUGCGCGUCGAGGCCCUCGACGCAGACUGCUCCCCGCAGUACAGCCAGAUCUGCUUCUACGACAUCAUCACCCCCAGUGUUCCCUUUGUCAUCGAUAACGAUGGUAACAUUAAGAACACCGAGCCAUUGGAUUCGAAGCGCCAGCGUGUCCACACCUUCUGGGUGACAGCGUUUGACUGUGGCAAGAACCGUGCUCAGGCCGACGCCCAGGUCGUCGUCACGGUCAAACCGUCCUGCAAACCCGGCUGGAUCGGUUGGUCGAAGCGGGUGGAGUAUACCCCCGGGUCAGGCAGCAUUCCCCUGUUCCCCAGUUUGCACCUGGAGACCUGUGAAGAGACUGUGUGGAACAUCCAGGCCACCGUAGAGCUGCAGACUGGCCAUAUUGGGAAGGGCUGUGACAGGGACAGCUACUCAGACCGAUCAGUGCGCAGACUCUGUGGUGCUGUGAGAGGUGAAGUGGAUUUACUCCCGCCCCCAUCCCCAGCAGCCAAUUGGACCUCAGCCUUGCCCACCCUCCCUUCUUCUGAUUCGUCCCUGGUGUUCUCCUUCAAUGGCUCCACCCAUGUUGCUGUGGUACCCGACUCCGUUGCCGCGGCCGUAUCCGGAGACCAUUUCACCCUCCAGCUGUGGAUGCGAAGGGGUGGGAUCAACACCCAGCCUCCGACUAAUCAGGCCAGAGGAAACCACAGGGAGGAGGAGACUAUCGUCUGCAGUACCGUCAAGAAUGGUCAGUCAAAUGACGACUCCUUCUCCCACUACUCUCUCUCCGUUCACGGCUGCCGUCUCUCUCUUUUCUACUGGCCCGACGUCUCCGCUGCGCGGCCCGUGAAAUUCCUCUGGAAACUGGAGCAGGUGUGUGACAGCGAGUGGCAUCACCUGUCCCUCAGUGUCCAGUUCCCCUCUGUGACACUGUAUGUGGAUGGAGUCACCUUCGACCCCGCCCUCAUCCACGACAACGGAGUCAUACCCAACCCUGCCCCACGACAGCGACUGGUCAUUGGCGCCUGCUGGGAGACAGAAGAUAAACAGAAGGACAUCCUUAACAACACCAUCCCUGAAGGGAAAGACACAGGGAAGUAUGUGGGUGGUUACCGUGGCCUGUUGUCAGGGGUGACGGUGCGUCCAGGGAGUGUGGAGCCCCACAGUGUGGUGGAGUGUCUGUACGCCUGCAGAGAGGGGCUGGACUUUGGGGACCUGGAGACCUUGGGCUCAGGCAUGAAGGUGCAUGUGAACCCAAGUCAGUCUGUGCUGGUUCUGGAGGGUGAUGACAUUGAGAGCUUCAACAGGGCCGUGCAACAGGUCACCUACAGGAACUCUCUCCGCUUCGCCACCCCUGGAGUCAGACCACUCAAACUGACCACCUCUCUCAGGUGUUUCAAUGAGGAGAGUUGUCUUACGCUCAGGCAGUUGGAGGGCUACCUGGUGGUCCUUCAGCCUGACGCCCCUCAGAUCUCCCUGUCUGGGGUCGGCCCCCACCUGGCCCGCCCCGCGCCUGAAUUCGAGGGCCCCCGUGGUGUACCCCUCUUCCCAGAGCUGAGGAUCGUGUGCUCCCUGUCUCAUGCUGUUAACACAGCCGCUCAGGGCAUGGAAGGAGGAGCUCUGAUGUCAGACGCCGUGGCCCACACUCUGGACGGCUGUGAGGUCCAGCCCCUGGGGGAGGAGCUAAACCCAGAGAGGGAGGAGCUCCUGCUGGACAUGGAUGCCCUGAGAGAGAGGGGUCUGGAGAUAAUCAACACCACUGCUUACAUCGCCAUCACAGGAGCGGAGUCCAUCUCCGUGUAUGAGGAUGUCCUUCGGUCCGUCCGUUACCGCCUGGCUAAAGGAUCGGCCCGCUUUGAGAGGCGGUUCCGUCUGUCCUGCUCCGAGAUGAAUGGCAGAUACACCAGCAACGAGCUCACACUGGAGGUGAACUUCCUGCACUCCCUGGACAGUCUGUACCACCCGUCUCACCUCCUGGCCUCCCAGCAGCAGUUCCUUCACCCAUCUCAUCACUCUGGGGAGCUGAGCGGACACACCCUGCCUAACCCCCACCGCAACUCAGUGGUGCCAGGAGCGGCAACAGUCAUCAUCAUGGUGUGCGUGGGCUUCCUGGUUGUCAUGGUGAUCCUGGGAGUGUUUCGAAUCCGCUCCAUCCACCGCCGUGGUGAGGGCACCAGGGGAGGGUCUAAGGAGGACAGCGGCCAAUGGGAUGACUCUGCUCUCACCAUCAUCGUCAACCCCAUGGAGUCCUAUGAGUCUCGUAUGGGCAUCUCAGCUGACACUGAAGGUGAGGGGGAGGAGGACGAGGAAGUGGUGGAGUCGCCUGACAACGCCAACGACGACCAGCGAAUCAUCAUCAAGAAAGAGGGCAGAGACGGCAACCCCCGUCGCUACUAAGCCAACCGUCUCUCUCUCUCUCUGGACGCACCCAUUUCUAUGGAAACCACAAAACGGCUCGCCACUCACACACUCUUCUCAACGCGUUUAAAUAUUGAAGACUGCUGACACCUCUAGUCUAUGGAAUGUAAACGUACAACAACAAAACACUGUAUUACCGCAACAUCACCGCACCAUUAAUGAUCUAUAGCCAAUAACAGUGCAUUGAAUGUUUCACCACGUAAAUGUUCUACGGCACAAUAUAUACAGUAUACUCUAACCGCCUGACCAAAACAACCAACAAAAAUUGUUUGUGGUGCACUAAUUCCUAACUCACAGUGAAUUGACAUUGUCCUUGAAGUCUGUGUGACACAGGCCGGACCGAGGCUACAUAACUUAGGUGUAAAGUUAAGACUGUAUAUGUUUUAUUAUCUCUAUAUCACACUCCAGACACCUUUGCCCACCACACAAAAUGAAUAUUGAAGCAAUCGAUUCACACAAAGCCUCGUGUCGGCCCCUCACACAUAGACACAAGCCCUGAUCCUGACGCUAUCCCACACACCUCUAGUUUUAAUCUAGUCGUCUUUAUGCUGCACAAUCUCUCUCUCUCUCUCUCUCUCUCUCUCUCUCUCUCUCUCUCUCUUUCUCUUUCUCUUUCUCUUUCUCUCUCUCUUUCUCUUUCUCUUUCUCUCUCUCUCUUUCUCUCUCUCUCUAUACAUUCCUCAACAUCCAAAAACACGAACCCUCUCCCCACCAGAUCUGACUCCAGAUCAGAUCCACAUUCAUAGUGACCCUAAUAUACAAAAACAUACAAUUAUAGGGUUCUAACAGACUUUUACAUACUAUGUACGAUGUGCUUCACAUACUGUACGUGAUGUGCUAAAUUAGAUCAAAUAAAUUGUCCAUGCAAAAGUGUACAUUUUCAUAACUUUCCUUUUGUCAGGGUAGACUUUUAAUUGUUAAAUUGUAUUGGUUGGUAGAACCCUUUCAUUGUAUGUUUUUGCAAGUCAACCAAACAGGCUGCCGAUACGGGCAUAGAGUAACCUCUGACCCUUACCACAACCCCAGUGACUCGACUGAGCGACCCCCAGCCCAUUGCACUUUCACCACCCACCGCUCUCGUGACAACCUCACUACAACAACGACACACACACCACAACACCCGCUGUAUCCAGAAUGUCAGCUCAGCUCGGGCAGUUUUGAUUGUAUUACAUUUUCUGUACAUAAAAUUAUUGUUAUUAUUAUUGCAGUCAACGCUUGCUCUGUCUGUACUCUUAAAGAGGGAGCUGCAUAUACAUAUUAUUUAUUACCAAUUACAUUGUUUUAUCAUUUGACCAGCUGUUGUAUAUUUUUUAAAGGUUACACCAUCAGAAUACAGAGUAAUAAUAGUAGUAGUAAUAAGGAUGAUGAUUCCUGGCUUGAGGAGUGUAUUCAUUCGUGUGUUGAAUUGUUGUAAUUUAAAAUCUUGUUCAUAUCUGAAUUACAGUAAAUGGAGGGGACAUUGUGAUAAAUAGCUACUCUGUCUCCCCUCUCGCUCUCACUCCUUCCUUCUUUCACACCUCCUUUAGAAUAUUCUCAAAUCGUUCUCUCUUCCUUAUCUCCUCUCUCUCCCCCCUCGUCGUUUUCUUUUCAUGCCAGUCCCCAUCAUCUCUUUGGUCUAUUGAAUGUAACCUCCUCCCUCACAUCCUCCCUUUGUGUUUAUUGCUGUCUGUCUGUGUUUCAAUGUGCAGUGAUAAACCUGUCGGUAAAUAAAGCCUGUUGUUUUUCAGUGUAAUAUUAAAAAUGGAAUACAAAUUUCAUUAAUUACUUAUAUUAUUACUAUGGUUACUAUUGCGACAUUAACUGUAAUUAUUGAUACAAUGAUAACAUGGAUUAUGAAGAUUAUUGUUAUUGAUAACUGUCUGAAAACAUUUCAAAGUUCAUAAUAAAACACUGAUGACGUCUGAA
Oncorhynchus keta (chum salmon) is the source of this 5179-nucleotide messenger RNA. Its product is annotated as calsyntenin-3-like. Gene Ontology annotation, biological process: homophilic cell-cell adhesion; positive regulation of synaptic transmission; positive regulation of synapse assembly. NCBI's taxonomy places the organism in Eukaryota, Metazoa, Chordata, Actinopteri, Salmoniformes, Salmonidae. The record is from RefSeq and is a predicted model, not a curated record. Gene Ontology annotation, molecular function: amyloid-beta binding; kinesin binding; calcium ion binding. The transcript is spliced from 19 exons. Bases 371 to 3253 code for a protein of 960 amino acids. Gene Ontology annotation, cellular component: postsynaptic membrane; cell surface.